AUGAGUUGUCGCCUUCCAGGCACCGCAGCAGACGUGUCCGGAUUCUGGGAUAUGCUGGUGACCGGGCGGACAGCCUGGACCGACGGACCCGGGAAGAGGUUCAACAUGAAGGCUUUCCAGGGCUCCAGGGACGGUCCUAGGGGAACGGCCAUGGACCCCCAGCACCGUUUAUUGCUCGAAAUAGCCUAUGAGUCGUUUGAAAACGCCGGAAUCACACUCGAGGCAUUGUGGGGGUCCAACACCGGAGUUUUCGUCGGACAAUGGUGCUCGGAUUACCAGGAGAUCGAGGCUCGAGACGUCGACGCGCCGCCCACAUACCUGGUCACAGGAACCGGCCCCGCCAUCAGUUCAAACCGGCUCUCCUACUUUUUCAAUCUCCACGGACCAAGCUUCACUCUCGAUACGGGGUGCGUCGGCGUAGUGCUGAAGCCGCUUUCCGCGGCUAUCCGGGACGGCGACCGCAUUCGCGGCGUCAUUCGUGGCUCCGCAGUAACCCAGGAUGGCAGGACCCCGGGUAUUAGCGUGCCUAGCACAUCGGCCCAGAAGGAGGCCAUCUUCCAGGCAUAUCGCCAGGCCAACCUCGAAGUUUUCGCGGACUACGUUGAAGCCCACGGCACGGGCACACAGGUCGGCGAUCCGAUUGAGGCGCGCGCCAUCGCUGAGGCGUUCACCGCAGGGAGGCCCGUCGGUUCUAAGCUGCCCAUCGGGUCCUCGAAAGCGAACGUCGGCCAUACUGAAUCGGCGGCCGGGCUGGUCGGCCUAGUCAAAGCCAUCCUAAUGCUAGAACACGGUGUGAUCCCGCCUCAGGCGAAUUACCUAUAUCCUAACCCCGACAUACCGCUUGAUGAGUGGCAGUUGCGCGUAAAUGGCUCCCCUUCCCAACCAUUCCUACCCAACUUGAGCGGAGACAUAUCCGGAGAGUGUCGUUUCGGGUACGGCGGCACCAACGCCCACGUCAUCGUCGAUGGCUACACGCCGCCUACAUGGACAUCUCUUCAGAUGCAUGUUAAGAUCAAUGGAAAUCGGAUUCAUAAUUCCAGAGAUGAGAGGCUACGCGUAUUCUUCAUCAGCGCAGCAAGUGAGCGCUCGUGCCAAAAGAUGUGCACGCGUCUUGCCAAGUACCUCGUUGUUCGGCAACGUUCGCCACAAGAUCUCGAUACGCUCUUGAUCAACCUAGCGUACACGUUACAGAGGCAGUCCAUACACCCGUAUCGGCUAGCAAUCACAGCCAGGGGUGUAGGAGACUUGGUCAGCCAGCUGCUUGAUGCUUCCAGUCAACCUAUCCCUCGCCGAGAAAGAGAAUCCAAAGCCCGAAUUGCCUUUGUUUUCAGCGGUCAAGGGGCCCAGUAUGCUGAGAUGGGCCGGGAACUACUCCCCAGCCAUCCCAGAUUCGCCAGAUCUAUUGACCGCGCACGACGAGCCCUCGAACAGCUCGGAUGCCAGUGGGACCUGAUCAGCGAACUCUGCAAGCCCAAAACGGAUUCACAGAUUAAUAGCCCCGCCAUAUCUCAGCCAGCUACAACGGCCAUUCAAUUAGGUCUGGUUGACUUGCUCGGUGAGAUGGGAGUGAUCCCCGACGCGGUAGUCGGGCACUCAAGCGGAGAGAUCGGAGCCAUGUACGCAGCCAAGGCAAUUUCAUUUGAGGAUGCGAUUGCAGCCUCCUACUACCGCGGAUAUUUUACAAGCCAACUCCUCUCCGGGGAUAAGCUCGAGACGCCGGGUGGAAUGAUGGCCGUGGGCGCGGAUGCGGACGCGGUGAAUGCCUGCAUCGAGUCUCUUGGCGAAGAUUUCGGCCAAAGCCGCAUCGCUUGUUAUAACAGCCCCUCAAGCGUCACCGUGUCAGGGGAUGCCACAGCCAUUGACGAGUUAAAGCGCAUUCUUGACCAAAAGGGCAUUUUCAAUAGAAAGCUCAUGACCAACGGGGCAGCAUACCACUCGCACCAAAUGAAGCUGAUUAGCAACGAGUAUCAACAGUCGUUGGACAAGCUGACCCAGGAAUGCAUUCAUGGCAAGGCUGCUCGCAUGUUCAGUUCCGUGACUGGCAAGGAGCUCACCCCUGGCUGUGUCGUCAAUGGGGACUAUUGGGUCUCGAACCUGAUAAGCCCCGUGCUUUUCUCCCAGGCAGUCCAGAGCAUGUGUGCCCACGAGUUUAGAGGACACCCCAUUGACACGAUUGUGGAAAUCGGUCCUCAUUCGCAACUUGCCGGCCCCGUCAAGCAGAUCCUCAAGUCCAUGGGUUCAUCUCUAACCGCGCAGCCGAGAUAUCGCAAGUUUUGGCACGAGACGCGCAUAUCCAAGGAAUACAGGCACCGGAAGCACACGCCCCAUCCUCUGUUGGGCUCUCCCUGUCCCGACUUUAUACCUCUGGAGCCCCGAUGGCGCCGGUAUCUGAGCCUCAAGGAUCUUCCUUGGUUACGAGGGCACAUCAUUCAAGGCCAGGUCAUCUUUCCGGCAGCAGGCUUCAUCACAAUGGCAAUCCAGGCAAUAAGACAACAUGCCAUGCAACGGAACAGGAACGCCUCAAUUAAGAGUGUCCAGCUCCACAAUGUCAGUAUUGGGAAAGCCUUGCUGCUCCCGGAGGACGGCCAAGACGUUGAAAUUACUUUUAGUCUGAGGCCGGAAGCCCGGACAUCGCGCGCAUCCUCUACUACGUGGAAUGAGUUUCGCAUCUUCACCGUCGCAGAUAACGGCGAGUGGACCGAGCAUUGCCGCGGCAACAUCAGGGUUAAUGAAGACGCAAUCCAGGCCCACGCAGUCAAUCCCAGCCUUGAAGUGCAAAAGAGCCUAGAGCAGACAUGCAAUAGAGGGGAAAGUCCACGAAAGUUUUAUCGCAUGGGCCGCGGGCUUGGCCUUGACUGGAACAGCGGUUUCGAUAAUGUGACGAGCAUCAAGACUUGCCAGCAUGCCGCGAUUGCUGUCGCCACGGAAUCCCUGCUCCCAGAGCUCGGAGGUGUUGGUGACAUCUUACAUCCCGCCGGUAUAUUACUCACUGCAAAUGGCGUGCGUACUACCAAGUUGAUGGACGACGACGUUAGCGCCGGCCCACAAGAGGAUGCAAGCUACGGCAUCGAGUGGGUUCCCUUUGUCAACGACUGGAAGCCGAGGCAACGGGAUCUAGCCUGCCGAAGCAGAGCGCCGCCAGCUUGCAUCGCCAAGCAAAACGCAUACCUAGACGAGAUGACCUUCCACUACGUACAGAAAACCUUGAGAGAGGUUGAUCCAACUGCGGUUCCAAUAGGAUACUCGGAGCAUUUCUUCGAAUGGAUGAGAUCCCUCGAUCCAUUUAGCAGCGAUACUGGAGAAGUACCGUUCCCCGAGAAGCCGCAUGAUCUAGAUUUAGGGCCAUUUGGCGAGGCUGUAGUACGACUCGGGCCCCAUCUGGCGGACAUCGUGACGCAGACUACCGAUCCCCUCUCCCUGCUUGUACCAGACAACUUACUUACGCGCGUGUACACCCAAGACCGUUUCUCAAGAUGCAUCUUCCAGAUGGCGGACUAUUGUCGCGCGCUCGGUCUGCAGAACCCGGGCUUGAAGGUGCUCGAGGUUGGUGGUGGCACUGCGUCCGCCACUAUCGAAAUUCUCCAAGCGCUGAACGGAAGCGGCGAUCGCUUAGCUGAGCACUACGAUUUCACCGACCUAUCGCCCGGUUUCUUUGAGGGCGCCAAGAAUCGUCUGGGGAGCCUGGGCGACGUAGUUCACUUCAAGGUGCUCGAUAUCGAGAAGGCCCCAGCGGAGCAAGGAUUCGAGGAAGGCGAGUACGAUCUCAUCGUCGCGAGCAAUGUCGUACACGCCACCCAAAGCAUCGACAAGGUCGUUGCGCAUCUCCGACCCCUCCUGCGACCAGGCGGGACGUUUCUCCUGAUGGAAAUCACGCGUGAGAUGCCUCAUCUCAAUCUUCUCUUUGGCGUAUUCGAGGGUUGGUGGGCCGCCGGCUUUACCGACACGGCGCCCAAGUUUGUGGACUACGACAGCGGGAGUGGUGGAUCGAUCAGCGUUUUCGCGGCCACCAUUCCGUGGACGGAUGCCACCGUGAUCGCGCGGCCAGUCUUCAAUAUCGUUAGCUGCGACCCUACGACUAGCCUUGCUGUUGAAGACCUGCAGCACUUGCUCGGGACCCGAGUAUACUUACACUCAGUUACCGAGCCCCCACUUAACACAGGUGUAACCAUCAUCAUGCCCGAAAUUGCCCACGCCCUUUCGAGCAACCCAGCCAACGGCCUAUGGAGAGGCUUCAAAAAUUGGGUAUUGGCUUCCCAAGUCCUCGUUUUCGUCAGCUGCGGUAGUCCAUCGCGUUUAAGCGACACCGAGGCCCAGAUAUGGGUUGGUGUGGUUCGCUGUCUCCGGGCAGAGAUGCCGCAACAUCGCAUCAUCACUCUGGACCUACCCGGCCUCCCGCAUGGCCAGCUUACCAAGGCUCUGGCCGACGUCCUACCCACAUUUGUGAGUCAAGGGGUCUUGGACCCCAAUAUAAGAGAAACACGGGUGGACUUUGAAUUCACUUACAACGAUGGCCAACUCUACGUCCCGCGCGCGUUCAACCGCAACGACAUCACCAGCGCCCUUUCACGCGGUGCAGGCAGAGCCGCGACGAAACUCAUCCCGUUCCUAGACGAAAGACGCCCGCUAGCGGCCAAAUUGGCCGUCCCAGGGCUUCUUGAGAGCCUUCGCUGGGUGGAUGAUGAACAAGCGCCCGCACUGGGGCCUGAUGACAUCAAGUUAGAGCUCCGUGCGGCAAGUAUCAACUUCAAGGAUGUCCUCAUUGCAGCCGGUCAGCUUGAAGGCAUCACAGAUAUGCGUAACGAUUGUAGCGGAGUGGUUGUUUCCGUCGGCGAAAAUAUGCGGUCUCGGUUUAGACCGGGUGACCGUGUGUGUGCCAUGUACUCCCGGCCCUAUGCCAAUUACCCCGUCGUCCACGGCGAUUGUUGUCACAUCAUCCCCGACACCAUGACGUUUGAAGAUGCCGCUGCACUCCCAAUUGUUUGGUGUACGGCUUACUACGCUCUAGUUGACCAGGGCCGACUAAAGGCUGGAGAAAAGCUCCUGGUUCAUUCCGCGGCUGGCGCAGUUGGGCAAGCGUCCAUCAUAUUAGCACAGCAUUUCGGCGCCGAGGUUUUCGUAACUGUCGGCAACGAUGAAAAGCGUGAGUUCUUGCGCACGGAAUACGGCAUUCCCGAUUCGCACAUCUUCUCGAGUAGAAAUUCGGACUUUUUCCACGGAAUCAAGCGCCUCACGGGCGGAUCUGGGGUGGACGUUGUCCUCAACUCCCUAUCCGGCGACAUGUUUCGCAUGUCGUGUAAUCUCGUCCGGCCCUUUGGUCGCUUUGUCGAGAUCGGGCGAAAGGACAUUAUGGAAGACGCGCUCAUGCCUAUGGCCUUUUUGCUGAAUAACAUCACCUUCUCUUACGUGGAGCUGAACCUGUUGAUGGAAACCAACAAGCCGCUCGCACGACGAAUUCUCGGAGAUGUCGUCAAUGCGGUCGCUCGCGGGUCCAUUCGCCCGUUCAAGCCAAAGAGUAUCCCCAUCUCUGAAAUUGAAGCGGCUUUGCGACAAUUCCAUGAUGGGAAGCACAUAGGCAAGACGGUGCUCAGCGUCAGCGUGGGCCAGCAAGUUAAAGGAGUUCCGCCUCCACCAGCCCCGGCAAAGCUAGACCAGGGCGCAACCUAUGUGGUUGUGGGUGGUCUGGGUGGGCUAGGCCGGCCGCUCAUCUCGUGGAUGGCGGACCAUGGUGCUCGUCACAUCGUCGCGCUGUCGCGGUCCGCCGCCGCAGAUGAGAACCGACAAUUCAUCCAAGACUUGGAAACCAAGGGCGUUCAGCUCGUAAUUAUGCGCUGCGACGUCGCCGACAAGGAGAGCCUCCGUUGCAUGGUUCAGGAUGUGAGCAACGCUGGACUCCCGCCAAUUCGGGGCAUCAUUCACUCGGCAAUGGUGUUGCAGGACUCGUUGUUGGAGGACAUGACUGUAGAGCAGUGGGGAGGUGCACUAAAUUCCAAGAUUGCCGGAAGCCGAAACCUGCAUGAGAUGUUUGGCGAGGUCGACUUCUUCAUCAUGCUCUCAUCCGUCGUGACUCUCCGCGGAAACGCGGGUCAGUCCAAUUAUGCUGCCGGCUGUUCUUACCAGGACGCACUCGCCCGCCACCGAACUACCAUAGGACUCCCAGCAUCUGCGAUCAACAUUGGGCCUGUGCUGGAAGUCGGGUUCGUCAGCGAAAACGCGGAAAUCGAGGCAUCGCUGCGCCGCCAAGGGUUCGGGGUGAUCAACUUGGCGGAUUUCCUCCAGCUCAUCAACUAUGCCGUCGCGCACCCGCGGCCCUCCAGCCCAUCCAAGAGCGUCUUUUCCAUUGGCGAGCUAUCAAGCACCAACGACAUGGGAGUGGAAACCGGGUUAGACACCCGCCUCUUUGGUCACGUUUGCCGUCGAAAGGUGGAGAGCAUCUUGCAGCAGCUCAGCAACUUGAUCGCUACCCCCGUAGAGUCACUAAGCCAGACCCGUAGCCUUGACAGCUACGGUGUAGACUCGCUCGUGGCAGUUGAGCUGCGAAAUUGGAUUGGAAGGCACCUCAAAGCGAGCAUCCCUCUUCUCGCGCUGCGCAAGGGAGGAAGCAUCUGGGAGCUAGCCAAGACAGUGACCAAGGAGUCCCGUCUAGUAAGUUUUGCGGCGGCAGAGGUCUAG
Parascedosporium putredinis is the source of this 6669-nucleotide messenger RNA. NCBI's taxonomy places the organism in Eukaryota, Fungi, Ascomycota, Sordariomycetes, Microascales, Microascaceae. The record is from the annotation of a GenBank genome assembly.